GUUGAAAGUAGCUUCGAUGACCGAUUCGGUCUUCUCACUGAUCGUUUCCUAAAAUGUUAGUUCUUAUUAAGCCUUUUAAUUCAUCCCGACGCGGCAGAUAACUCCUUCUUGAACUCCACCUGGACCUACAGCGUUCAGACUCUCCGACUCCCUAUUCGAUCGCGCCACGUAUACGGUCAACCAAAACGACCUCGUGUGGCGACCUUCAGAUCCUGUCACCGGUUCACACGCCACAGAAUCGUCCGACACGUGUCCAUAAUCCACCGGCUGUAUCCGGUCCACCAACACUCCUCCACCGGCUAUAGCAGGCGUCUCCUUCCUUUUUCUAUUCUAAAGACCGACCAGCACCAGGGAAUCUCUCUCCGUUCUCCCUUCAGCUAAUUGUUUCUCCGAUUACUCACUGUUUCAAGAUACUUAACAUAUUCUAAUCCCCAUUUUUUUGCUUUUUUUUUUAUUUUUUUUUUUAAUUUCAAGUUAAAAGUAAAUUCAAAAGUCUGCUAUUUACAGUGGUCUUCACCAAGUACAGAGCUUUUCUUUUCCUUUUCUUUGGUCCCCAAAUUCGGAUAUCAGGGCAAUUGCAGGUUUUUUAUAUUUGAUUGUGGUUGAUGAUGAUUGGUGGGGGUGACUUUUUUCUUUUUAUGAUGUUAAUUAGAACUCUAAUCAGAUCCUUUUUACUCUAAAUUGCCUUGUGCGUGGGGGAAUUAGCUUAAUUAAAGUAGUUUUCAGUUUGAUCGCAUUGUUUUAGUUGCUGUGGGAAGUCUGCAUAAAUUGUGCUUUUUUUGGACAAUUUGGCUACUUGUGAUUAGUCUGAUUUACAGGAUGGUGCCUUAGGCUUCGACCUCAUUGUGGCUAAAGAUUAGUGCUUUCACUGGUGUGUGAAUCUUACUGGUCGUGAAUUAGGGUUUUCUAGAUAUAAGUGGUUGAUGCUGGGUUGUAAGUGUACAUUAGCAUUCUCCCUACUUUUCUUGAAGUUUUGAAAGUUGCUACUUGCUGCCUGGGAUACUGAUACUUCUUUUGUAUUUUAUAUCAUCAUGUUAGAUUUUAAACUGUAACUGGUUACUUGCUGGUAUUCAUGGUUGAACUACUGGCAGUAUCCGUACGAUUUAGUUAUUUAUUCUCUAUGGGGUGAAAGAGCAGCCUUCACUUCAUGUUGAUUACACCUCGGCUGAUCCAAUUUGAAGCCAUUCUGAUUGAUACAAAGGGCUUCUGCACUCUAGCAAGCUUACCCUGGAAUUCUUGAAGAUUCCUUCACUGUACAAAACUUUGAAACCCAAAUGGUGCCUUCUCGCGCGUCGGGAGGGAUGCCACACUCAUCUUCGAGCUCUGGAAUAUUCUUCCAAGGGGAGGGGCAGUCUCAGAUCUCCGGGAUUUCACAGCUGAGUUCAAACAUCAGCAACUCCAUACCCGGACGAGCACGUGUCAAUGUGGGCCCACUGUCGGGGGACGUCGGUAAUGCAGUCCUCAACAGCAUGGCAACCUCCACACCCAGCAUUGGGGCGAGCUCUCUUGUCACUGAUGCCAACUCGGGCGGGCCCCACAUGCAAAGAAGUGCGAGUUUCAACACGGAGUCCUACAUGCGCCUACCCACUUCCCCACUCUCGUUCACGUCCAACAACAUAAGCAUCUCUGGAUCGUCCGCGCAGCAGAGCUCCAAUCAAGACCAGGCACAAGCCCAGCAAAAUCAGCACUCGAGUCGAAUGGGGCAGGCCCAGAUCCCUAUUGGGCCCAGGGGCCCGAAUUCUUUCAUUCAGGACCCGAACUCCGUGUCUCAGGUUCAAAAGAAGCCCCGCCUGGACAUCAAGCAGGAAGAUGUUGUUCUGCAGCAGCUUUUGCAGAGGCAAGACUCGAUGGCCUUGCAGAAUCCGAAUCCGAAUCCUCAGCUGCAGGCUCUGAUCCAGCAACAGCGGUUAAGACAGCAGCAGCAGCAAAGAGAACAGCUUCUUCAGUCGAUGCCACCUAUGCAACGGGUUCAGUUACUGCAGCAGCAGCAGCAGCAAUUGAGACAGCAGCUUCUGCAGCAAGGAAUGCAGCCAGGUUCGGGUAUAAAACGCCCAUAUGACGGUGGUGUAUGCUCACGUAGACUGAUGCAGUAUCUCUAUCACCAGAGACAACGCCCGGCUGACAAUAGUAUUGCCUAUUGGAGAAAAUUUGUGGCGGAGUAUUAUUCUCCACGUGCAAAGAAGAGAUGGUGCCUAUCGCUUUAUGAAAAUGUCGGGCAUCAUUCACUGGGGGUAUUCCCGCAGGCAGCUAUGGAUGCAUGUCAGUGUGACAUUUGUGGUUCAAAAUCUGGAAGAGAAGCAACUUUUGAAGUACUCCCAAGACUCGAUGAAAUUAAAUUUGGUAGUGGCAUUAUUGACGAGCUUCUAUUUCUGGACUUGCCUCGGGAAUGUCGAUUCCCAUCCGGAAUGAUGAUGCUGGAGUAUGCAAAGGCAGUUUCAGAAAGUGUGUAUGAGCAACUCCGUGUAGUUCGCGAGGGUCAGCUUCGCAUCAUUUUCACUCCUGAUUUAAAGAUACUAUCUUGGGAAUUUUGUGCACGGCGCCAUGAAGAACUUCUGCCUCGUAGAUUGGUAGCGCCUCAGGUGAAUCAAUUACUGCUGGUUGCACAAAAGUACCAAAGCACAAUAUCUGAAAGAGGGCCCAAUGGUAUUUCUCAACCAGAUUUACAGGCAAACAGUGCAAUGGUCGUGACAGCUGGACGCCAGCUCGCCAGAAGUUUAGAGCUACAGUCGUUAAACGACUUGGGGUUUUCCAAAAGAUAUGUACGGUGUCUACAGAUAUCAGAGGUUGUGAAUAGCAUGAAAGACUUGAUGGAAUUCUGCACAUCUCGAAAAAUCGGUCCUAUUGAGGGCUUGAAGAACUUUCCCCGGCACCCCUCGACGAACACUCUCGCAUUGUCUAAUUACCAAAAUCUACUCACGAGACAAAAUUCGGCCAACUCGACCCAAAAUAACAGCAACUUUAAUAAUAUUAAUAUUAACAACAGUAACAACAAUAAUGAUAAUAGUAAUAGUACACUUAAGCAGGAGGCUACUUCUCCUUACAACAGCCAGACCAACACGGCAACUCCAGGGCGUUCUGGUAAUUUACCACCGCCAGCCAUCAACGGAUUUUCACAGCACCAAAAGUUACAACAAAAUCAAUCGGUCCCUUCACAAGGCGGCCAACAGGUUUUACAGUGGCCCAUCUUCACACAAAACCAAGAUGGGCCCACCAAUAACAGUUUGAAAGGCGGGCCCACUGGGGAAAAUGUGAGUUUCGGCCAGAAAACGCCAGAUGUGACUCGGGAUCUUCACUUGGCUGACGAGCUGGUUCAAGACGUGGCUCAAGAGUUUAUAGACAACGGGUUUUUUAGUGAUGACCUGGAUGAUACUAUGAAUUUCAGCUGGAAGGCGUGACGAUUGACUAACUAAUAACGGCAAUUUUUUUUUUUUUUUCAAUAUUGUGCCUUUAAU
Striga asiatica is the source of this 3452-nucleotide messenger RNA. NCBI's taxonomy places the organism in Eukaryota, Viridiplantae, Streptophyta, Magnoliopsida, Lamiales, Orobanchaceae. The record is from the annotation of a GenBank genome assembly.